GAAUGCGCGUGCGCGCGGCUCCGCCGUCAGGCGCGCCUGCGCGGGGUCGCGGUUUCGUUUACGGGCGGAGUCCGGGGGCUUCAGGGUGUGGGUAGCAAGUGGCGAACGGGCUGCCUGAAGCCCCGCAGCGGGCCUUGCGCGAUGCCGGGGAUGGUGCUCUUCGGCCGGCGCUGGGCCAUUGCCAGUGACGACUUAGUCUUCCCGGGGUUCUUCGAACUGUUCCUGAGAGUGCUUUGGUGGAUUGGCAUUCUGACUUUGUAUGUCAUGCACAGAGGGAAGUUGGACUGUGCUGGUGGAGUCCUGCUCAGCAGUUACUUGAUUGUUCUCAUUGUACUCCUGGCAGUUGUUAUAUGUACUGUGUUAGCCAUCGUGUGUGUCAGCAUGAAAGGAACCAUUUGUAACCCUGGACCUCGGAAGUCUAUGUCUAAGCUGCUUUACCUCCGCCUAGCACUCUUUCUGCCAGAGAUGGUCUGGGCAUCCCUGGGGGCCGCCUGGGUAGCAGAUGGUGUCACAUGUGACAGAACAGUUGUGAAUGGCAUCAUUGCAACUGUCAUUGUCAGUUGGAUCAUCAUCGCUGCCACUGUUUUCACCAUUAUCAUUGUCUUUGACCCACUGGGCGGGGAAAUGGCUCCCUAUACCUCUGCUGGUCCUGAUCACCUGGAUAGUCACGAAUCAAGCCAGUUACUUAAUGGCCUCAAGACAGCAGCUACAAGCGUGUGGGAAACGAGAAUCAAGUUGUUGUGCUGUUGCGUGGGGAAAGAUGAUCACACUCGAAUUGCUUUUUCGAGUACGGCAGAGCUUUUCUCAACCUACUUUUCAGACACAGAUCUGGUGCCCAGUGACAUUGCAGUAGGCCUGGCCCUUCUCCAUCAGCAGCAGGACAACAUCAGCAGCAGCCAGGAGCCACAGGAGGUGAUCAGCCACUCCCCAGGGCACCCCCAGGAAGCUGAAUUGGAUGCAGAAUUAGAAAAUUGCCGUCAUUAUAUGCAGUUUGCAGCAGCUGCCUAUGGGUGGCCUCUCUAUAUUUAUAGAAACCCAUUUACCGGGCUGUGCAAGAUUGGUGGUGACUGUUGUAGAAGCAGGACCACAGAAUAUGAGUUGGUGGGAGGUAAUCAGCUCAACUGCCAUUUCGGCUCCAUCCUGCAUACGACAGGCCUGCAGUACAGGGACUUCAUUCACAUAAGCUUUCACGACAAGGUAUACGAGCUGCCCUUCUUAGUGGCUCUGGAUCACAGGAAGGAAUCUGUGGUGGUUGCCGUGAGAGGGACAAUGUCUCUGCAGGACAUCCUCACUGACCUGUCUGCCGAGAGCGAGAGCCUCCACCUGGACACCGACCUGCAGGACUGUUUGGCACAUAAGGGGAUUUCUCAGGCCUCAAGAUACGUUUACCGACAACUGGUCGAUGAUGGGAUUCUGAGCCAAGCGUUCAGCAUCGCUCCCGAGUACCGGCUGGUUGUGGUGGGGCACAGCCUGGGAGCGGGGGUUGCCGCCCUGCUGGCCAUCAUGCUGCGGAGCUCCUACCCACAGGUCCGAGCCUACACCUUCUCCCCGCCCCGGGGGCUCUUAAGCAAAUCUCUACAUGAGUACUCCAAGGGCUUCAUCGUGUCGCUUGUCCUAGGAAAGGAUGUGAUUCCCAGGUUAAGUGUGACCAGCUUGAAAGAUCUGAAGAAAAGAAUAUUGCGAGUGAUCGCCCAGUGUAAUAAGCCGAAGUACAAGAUCUUGCUGCAAGGCUGCUGGUAUGAACUGUUUGGAGGGAGCCCUGAUAACUUUCCCACUGAACUGGAUGGAGACGACCAGGGACACCUGACACAGCCUCUUCUGGGGGAGCAGAGUUUGCUGACACAUUGGUCCCCAGCAUACAGCUUCUCCAGUGACUCCCCACUGGACUCUCCCACCAAGUACCCUCCUUUGUACCCCCCCGGCAGGAUCAUCCACCUAGAGGAAGAAGGAGCUUCUGGGAGGUUUGGGUGCUGUUCUGCUGCUCAGUAUAGGGCGAGGUGGGCACAUGAAGCGGAAUUCAGCAGAAUUCUCAUAGGCCCAAAGAUGCUGACUGACCACAUGCCGGACAUCCUAAUGAGAGCCCUGGACAGCGUGGUGGCCAACAGAGCAGCCUGUCUCUCCUGUCCAGGGCAAGGUAUCUCUAACGUGGAUGUGGCAUGACCAGGCCUACUGGAAACUGCCCCAGAACAAUGCACACACAUUUGCUCUUGAACUGACUGAGUGACUUCCAUGAGGCCAGUACCUGGAUGUCUGUGGACAGGAAUCUGAUUGGCCUUCAAUUCAAUAGGCUGUGGAAUGACUGCAAUAAAUGGGAGCUACCUUUUUUUAUUUUUUAUUUUUGGUACCGAGGAUUGAACUCAGGACCUUGCACUUGCAAGGCAGGCGGGAGAACCACUGAGCUAAAUCCCUGGGCCAGUGGGAGCUACUUUUGAUCACAGUAUUAGUGGGAUCAGGAGCGAAGAGCGCCAAGACAUGGGAUUCCUGUACAGUGUGGAGGAACCCCUCCCCACAAUGGCCACUUGAGAGCUGCCUCAGAGAGAAUGAAGAGUGUCUGGAGACCCUAACUGACCUGUAUCCUCUCUUGUCAGGGUCUUGUCCUACCACAGCUUAGAAGUCUGAACUUGGAUGGCAGGUGUGUGGUUUACUUGGAAGACUAUACCCUGCUCCCUACGGCUCCCCAGUUACUGUCUAGGUGUUUCAAACCACAAGAGUUGAAUACUAAUUCUUGUGUGUCAUUCUGCCUCUGGGGCCUGCCAGUGGGUUCAGAGUGAGUUAAAAAAAUAAAGCAUAUUCAUAACUUAAGAGUGUCUACACAGUAACGUUUCAGGUAGGUCCCUUUACUGAGUGGUUUCACAGCCAUCAUGUGGUGUUUUCUUUGUACUGAACAACAAAAAUGAAGUCUGGUGUUCUGGCUAAUGACUUAAGAUGGCACAAGCAUCAGAAUUACCCACCAGGAGCCUAAUAAAAGGAGUUGAGGAUUCCUGUCCAAACGGUGGCUUGAGAAUGAAUCCCAAGGGGGAAGGAAAGCCAGGAGCUCCCAAGAUCACCACAGGACUGGGAGGCCUACUGGGAAGGGUCUGUUGGGGAGCUGGGAGAAACCAGGUCCUCUGCUCUGGAGGGUGGGGACUGGACACCAGCACUGGAGGAAAGGGAAUGACCUUCCUCAGACCCCCACUCCUGCAACCUUCAGGGAGAAGUCUCCAGAGAAAUCUGACCUCAGGAAGCCUUGCUUGGAGCCCUCAGCUGCAGCAGCUACACCUCAGAGCUUUGGAAAACCUGCAAAGGGCCGUUUUUAAAAACUUCAGUUGCAGUAUCAUGGUACAGCCCAGACCUGCCUCUCCCUAGACGCAGAAAGAUAAGGCUAAGGCGACUUGCACUAGAGGUGCCACCCAGUCUGCUCCAUUUACCACCAACCUAAAGCAUAAGCCAAAGAGCACCAAGAUAGGACAAAGGGACAGGAGACCAAAAGUAACAGUGCAGGCAGCUGCUCCAAACAACUCCAGCUGCAGCUGGGGACAGAGAAAGUGCUGGAACCACCAAACUGACCCAGGAGGCUUAAAAGUAGGUAUUCAGAAGGUGAGCAAGAACACUGGAAAACAAAGUGGAAAUGAAAGGAAGCAUUCUAGAAGGUAAUAGUUCUAGAAGAGUAGAAAACCAAAACAGGUGUUUCCAAAUGGAUAAAGCUCAUCAAGCACAGGGGACAAUAACCAUAGGACAAAGAAGACAAAGGAAUUCUCACAAUAUCCAUAUAACAGUAUAUCCCAGUGUAAUGGAAAUGGAAAAAAAAAAAGUGUAAGAGCUUAGUAGCACUGCGCCUGCCUUGCAAGUGCAAGGUUGUGAGUUUGAUCCCAGGUUCCACAAAAACCCCCAAAACUAGCUAUCACUAACCUAGAAUUGUAGAUGUGGCCCAAAGUACAGUAUCAGUGGAAUGGCCAUUUUUCAAAGAUGCCAGGACUCAAUAAUACAUAUUUCCUCAGGAAGCUCUUGGAGAAGCUUUUCAUUAGGAUGAAGAAGUAAAAGGUGGAGCUGACAUGGACAAGAGGUGGUCAGAUGACUGAGAUUUAGGAAAAAUAUAAUACAUCUUGAGCAAUUAAACAGAUGCAAGCUCACAGUUGAAUUACUGAGCACAGAAAACUAAGCACUAAUUAGGAAAGGCAAAGUUCAGCUGUUACUAAUGAUAAGGCUAUAAGCAGCUUAUGAGGUAAUAAUCACACAAUAAAUCAUGCAAUAAGUCAUGGUACUGAGAAUAGGAUAGCUGUUGGAGGGUAAAGCAGGCCUUUAGCUUUCCGUGACAGGAAUGUCAACAGCAAGGGCUAAAUCUGAGGUUCAGUUAGCAGGAAAAGCAGGUAAUUUAGACAUACGGAGUAAAUAUCAAAAACUACAGCUUAGUAUUGCCUCUGGCAAGGGUACAAAGGGGUAAGACUGCUUUUGCAACAAGACUUGAGUGUUUUGUUUUUAUGGUGUUAGGCACCGUACUGGUGAGCUACACAUUCCCCAGAUCCUGCAAGUUUUAGAACUAAGAGUUUAUGCUUUUAAACUCCUUAUUUAGCUCUGGUUAAAAAAGAAAAGCUUUCAGUAAAAACUGAUUAUAAACCUUGUGGUCUAAGUUCAGGCUCUGGCAAAGAUCCCGUUUGUGUAGUCCACCCAGCAUCCAGGAUAAGCUUUGCCUGACUCACCAUGGGGAAUCUCAGCCUUCAGCUCUGGCCCAUGGUAUGUGCACAUAAGCCUGCCCGCCUGCCCCACAUGGGUCUUUCCACAGCACGAUCUAGCAAAUCCCACCUGCCACCCCCGCUGCGUUCUUCAGCUGUGGACUUGCUCACCUCUUCCCCUGGAGGUGGCACUCCCUGCGUCCCUCCAGUGUGAAAUGAACACAUCCAGCAAUCCUGGAUCUUAAAGACACACACCGAAAGCUUGUUCAUCAAGUUCUCAAAAAUUCAAGUAUUACCAGUCAUAUGAUUCAAGGAUUUAUUAAGUCAUACAUGCAAAAUAUACUGCUAAUUGCAUUAGCAAAAGAUCAAUGUAAAAACACUCCACAAUUCCGCAACCGUCAAUUAAAAAAUUCUGUUCUAGUGGUUGAAAGGUCUGACAUUGUGUCGCCAGUGAGUUAAGUUGUACAGAACAUCGUUAGCACUAGCAGUUUACAGAACCUCACAAACCCAAAGGAGCAUCAUUAGGCAAAGCCACAACAGGAAGUGUGUGUCCGUGUGGGUGAGGUAAAGAGGGUCCAGUCAGUGUUAGUCACGUGACAGUGUUGGUAAUCUGGCAAGACAGUGAUGUUAAGAAGGUUCAGGUUCAAGAAUAUCUAAAAUAUUUUAAAAAUUGUAAAGCAGCAACACAUGAUUUUUACACCUAGUUACUAGAAGACUAAAGCAAGCACUUAAUUAGCUUUGAAUAAAGUAACAUGAAAACAGGAAUGCACUUUUAUUAAUCUACAAAAAAACUUCUAAUGCAUUAUCAGAAAGAUUUUAUAGUACAAAUAGGUAUAUUGCUCAUUAAGAAGGGGUUCUAUUAGAAAAGCACUUACUAAGUUAGCAACUAUGGGAAUGACCAGUUCAAAGAUGAAUUAAACACCCAAUUCUGGGAAGGAUGGCAAGUGUAGGAAAAAGAAAAA
Messenger RNA from Heterocephalus glaber (naked mole-rat), 5611 nucleotides. It is a transcript of the gene Daglb, whose product is annotated as diacylglycerol lipase beta. Gene Ontology annotation, cellular component: plasma membrane; cytoplasm. Gene Ontology annotation, molecular function: triacylglycerol lipase activity. NCBI's taxonomy places the organism in Eukaryota, Metazoa, Chordata, Mammalia, Rodentia, Bathyergidae. Gene Ontology annotation, biological process: neurogenesis; diacylglycerol catabolic process; arachidonate metabolic process. The record is from RefSeq and is a predicted model, not a curated record.